AGUCUCCAGAACGCAAGAGAAUUCUCGAGAAGCUGCUUUCCUCUCCAUCCUUAUCAUUCCCCGCCGCAUAUAAAAACGCAAUUGGCUCAUCGGACAGAGACCCACCCAAGCAAGAGAAAAAGGCAGCGACUGGUCGAAACCCAAAGCUUCCACUUCGCCCCCAAUUCGCGAAACUACACAGCAGUCUGCAGUGAGUAGCGCCACAUCCAACCGACGAUGUCGCUGAUCCGCCGCAGCAACGUGUUCGACCCCUUCUCGCUCGACCUCUGGGACCCCUUCGACGGCUUCCCCUUCGGCUCCGGCAGCGGCAGCAGCAGCGGCGGCAGCCUCUUCCCGUCCUUCCCCCGCGGCCUCUCCUCCGAGACGGCGGUCUUCGCCGGUGCGCGGAUCGACUGGAAGGAGACGCCCGAGGCGCACGUGUUCAAGGCGGACGUGCCGGGGCUGAAGAAGGAGGAGGUCAAGGUGGAGGUCGAGGACGGCAACAUACUCCAGAUCAGCGGCGAGCGCAACAAGGAGCAGGAGGAGAAGACGGACACGUGGCACCGCGUCGAGCGCAGCAGCGGCAGGUUCCUCCGCAGAUUCCGCCUCCCCGACAACGCCAAACCCGAGCAGAUCAAGGCGUUCAUGGAGAACGGCGUGCUCACCGUCACCGUGCCCAAGGAGGAGGCCAAGAAGCCCGACGUCAAAUCCAUCCAGAUCUCCGGCUAGAUGCCAUCAUCAGCUCGUGUGCGAUCGGUGAGGAGCACGGUGGGGUUUUGCUUUUGCCUGCUUUGUCUGUUCUGAAGGAGCAAUAAAAAUCGGGUCCGGCUGAGUCCAGCGUGUGUUUCGUUGUCUAUACCGUCUACGAUGUGUAUCGCGUCGUGUCGUGUACGCUUGUGUGAAAAACUCAUGGGCUGUUUGAGUCACUGUGUGGGUUCUGCUGGUGAGCUCAGUUGUUGCUCCGUGCUCCGUUCACCAGUGUCUGUACCGAUCUUUCGCGAUGAGUGGUCUGUUGAUAUAUGAUCCUAGUUAGUAA
This is a messenger RNA of Oryza brachyantha (malo sina), 1015 nucleotides long. RefSeq names its product 17.9 kDa class I heat shock protein. The record is from RefSeq and is a predicted model, not a curated record. NCBI's taxonomy places the organism in Eukaryota, Viridiplantae, Streptophyta, Magnoliopsida, Poales, Poaceae. Bases 217 to 708 code for a protein of 163 amino acids. The transcript has a single exon. Gene Ontology annotation, biological process: response to salt stress; protein folding; protein complex oligomerization.